Molecule: messenger RNA, 534 nt
Organism: Zea mays
Lineage: Eukaryota; Viridiplantae; Streptophyta; Magnoliopsida; Poales; Poaceae
Exons: 7
Coding region: 1-534 (177 amino acids)
Source: RefSeq, a predicted model, not a curated record
AUGAAGUUCAUGCGGAAGAUGGAGCCGCAGCUCAGCCCGCUUUCCAUCUCCGGAAGGUCGCUGCACAACACCCUUUCGUCCGAGCGCUGGCGGAAGAAGCAUCGCCCCCAUGAACAUCUCACAGAAGGCUAUCUAGAUGCUCCUUUAUCACCACCAACAGAUGUUCGUCCUGCUAUGAAACGACAACGAAUUUAUUGUCAACUUCGUAGUGAAGAUUCUAGUAUGUUUGGUGAACGGAAUAACACAAUGGAGGAUGAAAACGAAGAUGAUGAGUACGAGGAACUGCACUCACACUACAAAUGUUCUAAAAUUCAGGAUAAGAGCAAGCCACCACAGUCACGACGUGAAGCACUCCAUGCUAGUAGAGUUUCUGCAUCAAUAAAGGUUUCCACAGAUAUUUUCUUAAAGAGCACAAGAUAUCCAAACAGGAAGGUUGCCUUAGGCAGAGUACUUAGCCAGGACCCCAAAACCAAAGUUGGAGAUGUUGCUUUAGGCAAAGAAUUUUGGAUGGUGUGUGUUAGUCUGGCCAUAUAA